UCCAGGUGGCCCCCUAGGCUCCCUCCGGCCCGGUGGGCGGAGGCAGCGGGGGAGCCAGGGGCGGAGAAAGGGUUGCCCGAAGUCUGGGAGGGAGAGAAGGAGGCAAGGGAGCGGGGAAGGCGGCCGCUGAGCAGAGCUGGCGAGGGGCCCCCGCCGUGCCAGGCGGGCAGUGCCAAAUCCGGGGAGCCCAGAGCUGGGGGGAGGGCCGGGGACAGCCCGGCCCUGCCCCCACCCCCUCGGGGUGCUCAGAAACUUCUGAGGAAAGUUUGGCAUCGAUUGCGCGGUGCCCCGAGGAUGGGCAGGGUUCUGCUGGCCUGGUGCUUGGUGCUGUGUUGCUGGGGGUGCGUGACCCCCGAGGGCACACAGGCGGAGGCGGACCCCUUUGUGGGGAGCCCGGGAAACAUCACCGGUGCCCGGGGACUUAUGGGGGCCCUUCGGUGUGAGCUCCAGGUUCAGGGGGAGCCCCCUGAGGUGACCUGGCUUCGCGAUGGACAGGUCCUAGAGCUGGCGGACAGCACUCAGACCCAGGUGCCCCUGGGCGAAGACGGGCAGGACGACUGGAAAGUGGUCAGCCAACUCAGACUCUCAUCCCUGCAGCUCUCGGAUGCAGGAUGGUACCAGUGUGCGGUGGUCCUGCGAGGAAAGACCUUCAUGUCCCAGCCUGGUUAUGUUGGGCUGGAGGGCCUGCCUUACUUCCUGGAGGAGCCUGAGGACAGGACCGUGACUGCCAACACCCCUUUCAACCUGAGCUGCCGGGCCCAGGGACCCCCAGAACCCGUGGACCUCCUCUGGCUCCAGGAUGCUGUCUCCCUGGCUCCAGCCACAGGCCAGGCCCCCCAGUACAUGCUGCGUAUUCCAGGCCUGAACAAGACGUCUUCCUUCUCCUGUGAAGCCCAUAAUGCCAAGGGGGUCACCACAUCCCGCACAGCCACCAUCAAAGUGCUCCCCCAGCGCCCCCGCGACCUCCACCUGGUUUCCAGCCAGCCCACAGAGCUGGAGGUGGCUUGGACGCCAGGCCUGAGUGGCAUCUACCCCCUCACCCACUGCACCGUGCAGGCUGUGCUGUCAGACGAUGGGGUGGGCAUCUGGCUGGGACAGCCAGACCCCCCAGAGGAGCCCCUCACCUUGCAAGCAUCUGUUCCCCCUCACCGACUUCGGCUGGGCAGCCUCCAUCCUCACACCCCUUAUCACAUCCGGGUGGCGUGUGCCAGUAGCCAGGGCCCCUCACCUUGGACCCACUGGCUUCCCGUGGAGACGUCAGAGGGAGUGCCCCUGGGCCCCCCCGAGAACGUUAGCGCCAUGCGGAAUGGGAGCCAAGCCCUCGUGCGUUGGCAGGAGCCGAGGGCGCCCCUGCAGGGCACCUUGUUAGGGUACCGGCUGGCCUACCGAGGCCAGGACACCCCCGAGGUGCUAAUGGACGUAGGGCUAAAGCGAGAGGUGACCCUGGAGCUGCGGGGGGAUGGGACUGUGCCCAACCUGACGGUGUGUGUGGCAGCCUACACCGCCGCUGGGGAUGGACCCUGGAGCCUCCCUGUGCUCCUGGAGCCCUGGCGCCCAGGGCAAGGACAGCCAAUCCACCAGCUGGUGAGUGAACCCCCAGCCCCUGCCUUCUCGUGGCCCUGGUGGUAUGUGCUGCUGGGAGCAGUUGUGGCCGCUGCCUGUGUCCUCAUCUUGGCCCUGUUCCUCGUCCACCGGCGGAAGAAGGAGACCCGCUAUGGAGAGGUGUUUGAACCAACAGUGGAGAGGGGUGAGCUGGUGGUCAGGUACCGCGUUCGCAAGUCCUACAGUCGCCGGACCACUGAAGCCACCUUGAACAGCCUGGGCAUCAGCGAAGAGCUGAAAGAGAAGCUGAGGGAUGUGAUGGUGGACCGGCAUAAGGUGGCCCUGGGGAAGACCCUGGGAGAAGGAGAAUUUGGAGCUGUGAUGGAGGGCCAGCUCAACCAAGACGACUCCGUCCUCAAGGUGGCUGUGAAGACAAUGAAGAUUGCCAUCUGCACGAGGUCGGAGUUGGAGGAUUUCCUGAGUGAAGCCGUCUGCAUGAAGGAAUUCGACCACCCCAACGUCAUGAGGCUCAUCGGCGUCUGUUUCCAGGGUUCCGAACGAGAGGGCUUCCCGGCACCUGUGGUCAUCUUACCCUUCAUGAAACAUGGAGACCUACACAGUUUCCUUCUCUAUUCCCGGCUCGGGGACCAGCCAGUGUUCCUGCCCACUCAGAUGCUGGUGAAGUUCAUGGCAGACAUUGCCAGUGGCAUGGAGUAUCUGAGUACCAAGAGAUUCAUACAUCGGGACCUGGCUGCCAGGAACUGCAUGCUGAACGAGAACAUGUCCGUUUGUGUGGCGGACUUUGGGCUCUCCAAGAAGAUUUACAACGGGGACUACUACCGCCAGGGACGCAUUGCCAAGAUGCCAGUCAAGUGGAUCGCCAUUGAGAGUUUGGCUGACCGCGUCUACACCAGCAAGAGUGAUGUGUGGUCCUUUGGGGUGACAAUGUGGGAGAUUGCCACACGGGGACAAACCCCAUAUCCAGGAGUGGAGAACAGCGAGAUUUAUGACUACCUGCGCCAGGGAAACCGCCUGAAGCAGCCUGUGGACUGUCUGGAUGGACUGUAUGUCCUGAUGUCCCGGUGCUGGGAGCUAAACCCCCGGGACCGGCCGAGUUUUGCAGAGCUGCGGGAAGAGCUGGAGAACACGCUGAAGGCCCUGCCCCCUGCCCAGGAGCCGGACGAAAUCCUCUAUGUCAACAUGGAUGAGGGUGUGGGUCAUCCUGAACCACUUGGAGCAGCUGGAGGAGCUGACCCCCCAACCCAGCCUGACCCUAAGGAUUCCUGCAGCUGCCUCACCGCGGCUGAGGUCCAUCCUGCUGGACGCUAUGUCCUCUGCCCUUCUACAGCCUCUGGCCCCACCCUGCCUACUGAUAGGGGCUCCCCAGCAUCCCCGGGGCAGGAGGAUGGAGCCUGAGACAACCCUCUACCUGGGACUCCCUCUCAGGACCCAAGCUAGGCACUGCCACUGGGGGACCCCCCUCCACUUUCCCGCUCCAGGCCUUACCCUCAACUGCAGCUCUCUCUUCCUACCUAUUCCACUUCCAUCCCAGAUAGAUCCUCCCCCUUUUCCAUGCCUUUGUGUCCCCAUGUGUAAAAGGAAGGGGUUGGACUGCAACCCCUAAGGGUCCUCCUAGGUCUAACAUUCCAAGAUUCUAGAUUCUAAGGUUUAAAGAGUCUAGACUCAAAGGUUCUAGGUUUCAAAGAUGCUAUAAGUCUUUGGUUCUAAGGACCUGAAAUUCCAAAGUCUCUAAUUCUAAAGUGCUAAGGUUCUAGACAUAGAAGUCCUAAGGCCUAUAUUCUAAGGCUCUGAGAUUCUAUGGCUCUAGAUUUUUCUGGUUCAAAGAUUCUUGAUAAAGCCCACAAGAUUUUAGGUUCUAAAGCUCUAAGAUUCUAAUUCUAGGAUCUAAGACUCUAAGAUUCUAGAUUUUAUUUUUCUAGGGUUCUGAAUCCUUAGGGUGUAAGAUUCUAGAUUCUACAAUUCUAAAAAUUCUACAAUUCUAGACAUGGAGGUUCUAAGGCCUAAUGUUCUAAAAUUUGAUAUUCUAAGCCUCUUAGAGUGUAAAUCUUCUGGCUGUAAGACUAGAUCAUAAGCCUUCAAGAUUUUAUCUUCUCAAGUUCUAAGAUUCUAAUGAUGGCCAACUAUAGGUCUAAGGCAUUAUGAUCCUUGAAACUCUUGUUAGGAGAUUCUGGAUCCUAAAGGUCUAAGAUUCUAGAAUCUGCAAUUCAAAAGUUCUAAGAGUCUAAAGAUGGAGUUUCUAAGGUCUCAUGUUCUAAGAUGUGAUGUUCUAAGACUUAGCCUAAGAACCUAGAUUCUCUGUGUCUGAGAUUCUAGAUCAUAUGCUUCAAGAUUCUAGAUUAUUAAACUCUAAGAUUCUAAUGUUGGUCUGUUCUAUGUUCCAAGACACUUUAGACUCUAUUGGUCCAAGAUUCUGGAUCUUCAGCAUCUGAGGUAUAAGUCUCUGCAGUUAAUUGUGACUAACUAGAUACCAAAGUUCUUACCAUUUCUUUCUUUCUUUUUUUUUUUGAGGAAGAUCAGCCCUGAGCUAACAUCCAUGCUAAUCCUCCUCUUUUUGCUGAGGAAGACCAGCUCUGAGCUAACAUCUAUUGCCAAUCCUCCUCCUUUUUUCUCCCCAAAGCCCCAGUAGGUAGUUGUAUGUCAUAGUUGCACAUCCUUCUAGUUGCUGUGUGUGGGACGUGGCCUCAGCAUGGCCGGAGAAGCAGUGCGUCCGUGCGUGCCCGGGAUCCAAACCCGGGCCACCAGUAGCGGAGCGUGCGCACUUAACCGCUAAGCCACGGGGCCAGCCCUCUUAUCAUUUCUAAUGCUGGACAUCUUUAGGUUCUAUGCUGCAUUCUGCCUUUCUAGGAUUUUAGUUAUGGGUCUAAGAUCCACAGUUCUAAAUCUUAAGAUUCUAGACACUGUAGUGUUAAGAUUCAAAUGUUGUAAGAUUCUACAGGUCUACAGGCAUAGAAUUCCAAGGGACGAUUCCAAGGUUCUAGCCUUAUAUUCUUCUGUGUGACCUUCCCCUUCUUAGCCACCUCUGCUUCCUCCUCCCUUCAUGUGGGGGUGUGCCCCCUCAAGCCUGUGCAAUGCAUUAGGAAUGUCUCCUUUCCCCAGGGGACAAUCUUCCUCCUCUUGGGCCAUGCUGCCCCCCUGAGCCAGUCUCUCAUGCCCCUGUACUGAGUGUGGACGCUGGCGCCUCCAGAGGGGCCCAGAUCACAUAAAACUUUGUAACCACACUUCCGUCUCCUCUCGUCUCCACUCAGCUGUCAUGUGGCCUCCCUCCCUGGCAACUCAGUUUCCCCUUCAGUAAAAAGAAGAGUUUGGUGGGGUCUAGGAGUUCUCCCCUCACUAAAGAGGGUAGAGAUGAACAUACACAUAGACAAAAAGACACGCAAGCAAAGAAAUGCAGACUCUCUGAAACCCCUGGCAAGGAAUAGGCACAGAGAUACUCACGAGGUCACACAGAGACACUCCUCCCCACAAAGUAACAGAUACAUGAAUUAGUGGACAUACUCAGGCACACCUGGUCACAAAUACAAAGACACUGAAAUUCAGACACAUGAGUAACAGAGACACACAAAAUUACACAGAUACAAACAUAUUUAUAAACAUAUGCACAGGCAGAUACUCCCCAGGAAUAGGGAGAAACUAGAGUAACACAGAUACAGACACACAAAGAGUAAAGUGACACAAAUACUCAGAGACAUAUAAAGUACAACAGGUACUCACAGACCCAAACGUUCAGAUUCACAUAGAAACACAGGCACAGAACACCUCCGAUAAUCACCAGCCCAUAAAGGGACUCCUGCCAAGACAAGUCCCCUGUGUUUUGCACGCAUCG
Molecule: messenger RNA, 5386 nt
Organism: Diceros bicornis minor
Lineage: Eukaryota; Metazoa; Chordata; Mammalia; Perissodactyla; Rhinocerotidae
Gene: AXL
Product: AXL receptor tyrosine kinase
Exons: 20
Coding region: 295-2958 (887 amino acids)
Biological process (GO): positive regulation of phosphatidylinositol 3-kinase/protein kinase B signal transduction; phagocytosis; natural killer cell differentiation
Cellular component (GO): signaling receptor complex
Molecular function (GO): protein binding; transmembrane receptor protein tyrosine kinase activity; ATP binding
Source: RefSeq, a predicted model, not a curated record